This is a messenger RNA of Papilio xuthus (Asian swallowtail), 1196 nucleotides long. RefSeq lists its product as uncharacterized. The transcript has a single exon. Bases 96 to 833 code for a protein of 245 amino acids. Gene Ontology annotation, cellular component: transcription regulator complex; nucleus. Gene Ontology annotation, molecular function: DNA binding. Gene Ontology annotation, biological process: regulation of transcription by RNA polymerase II. The record is from RefSeq and is a predicted model, not a curated record. NCBI's taxonomy places the organism in Eukaryota, Metazoa, Arthropoda, Insecta, Lepidoptera, Papilionidae.
UUUUGUCGGCAGUUUGCCUGCUCUAUGCGGCGUAUUCGUACAUAAUUAUAUAAAGUUUUUAAAUUAAGGAUCUUACAGUGUAAUUUUUAUUUGAAAUGACCGAAGGUGGAUAUUUUGAUGUCAAACAAUUAAUACGAUGUGUUUACACUAGGCCAGCACUAUGGAACAGACAUUGUGAUAGUUACAAUAAUAGAAACAAAACAAGAAUUCUAUGGGAGGAAGUUUCAUUAGAGUUGAAAGCGUCUGUUGAUAAUAUUAAGAGAAAAUGGAAUAAUUUGAGAGACCAAUUCCGCAAAGAGUACUUUAGGGUAAAUAAACCUGGAAAAAAUGGUAGUGUAGCCACUAUUAAAACAUCUUCUUGGUCACACUACGAAGCAUUGUUGUUUUUAGCUUCGCAAAUUAUCCCAAGACAAUGCGUGCGCGAAUAUCCUCCGUCUGAAGUUGACAGCCCGGACGAAGAAGUUCACGAAGAUAACAGGUCGUCGUCGCCGUUUGAAAGAACAUCGUCAGAAUCGAAGUCAAUACAAGUAACUUCAGUGAAGAAUUCAUUGGCAGAUCAAUCUUUUCGCGAACCCGUAAAACAAGGUUGUUGUUGUAAAUCUAAAAAACGAAAUCUUGAUGACGAACAAGGAUAUUUAGACGCAGAAAAUAGGAAAAGCGAGUUUAAUAAGCCCAGACGUAAUGAUAAAUUUGCCGAAGAUCCGGAUCGGAACUUUCUGAUGAGUUUACUUCCUCACCUGUCAGAAGUGCCACGAAAUAGAAAACUCAUCGUCCAACGAAAGUUGUUAGACGUGUUCUUAGAAGAAGAAACAAGUAAAGAAUGGGGUGAUUAAAAAUUGAGGUCCUAUUUUAGAGGAUGAAAAAAAAAAUGUCGUCCUUAAUUUAUAUUUAUAUCCAAGAGCUUAUAUGUUUUUAAUUAAUGGAUGUGAUUUUAAUAAAAGUUGUUAUCUGACCUGCGACACGACCAGGGCCACGGCAAAGUCAUAAUAUGGAAGAAGCUUACGCCCGUACAUACCGCCAUGGGCCGAUACUUCAGUUUUGUUAUAAGCCUCAGUAUACGGUACCACAAAGGGCUUGACUCUCAAAACUCAGGCGUUAUAAUGUGAUGGGAACUUUCUUAAUUUAUACCUGCUUUGUUGUCAAUGCUACAAUAUUCUUGAUUUAACUUUUUUCAAUACAUUACAAUUUAUGUCUUU